UCGGCGCCUGGUCGCAGGGGAAUGUGCGUCGUGGAUACGAGCACCAAUCGGCGCCGAGAGCCCAGAUUCGAAAGUUCCUAACGGCUUCUGGCCGGUUUGAAAUGGUGGGAGCGCGAUCUGCUGAUUUUUCAUUGUACAGUAAAUUGGCGAAAGAUAACAACAAGGGAUUGAACACCUCACCCAUUGAAAUAUACUGAUGAAUUGGACAAAACUCAUCAAAUUGAGGCAGGCAUUGAAUUAAUAAAUAAGGUUCUGUUGGCUAGAUUCCCAAAUGGAAUUAUAGAAGAGGAAAUCUUGACAAGUUCUCCCUUUGUCUAUAAUUGAAAGUUCGAGUCAACUGCCUAGACUCGCUCAAGUUUAGAAUAACAAGAUGCAUGUGCAGAAUGAAUGCAAGUUUCCCGUUGUGAAGAGUAUUUGAAGUGAAAAGGAAAGCAAUCAUAUUUUCAGUAUGUCUGUUACACCAUGCAAGAAGGAAGUUCUCACAAUGGACAGAGGAGAAAAAACAACUUGGAAAGCAGUACCUCUUCGCGAGAUUCCAAACGGUACCCCUUUAAAAGAAAUACAUAAAUUUCAGAGUGGUUCGUCAAAUACUCAGUUGGGUACCAAUUCUGUGUCUCCAGCCAAAUUCAGUGAUAUGUCAUUAAAAAAUAAACAACAACCUAAACUUAAUUGUCCACUUCAGUCCACAUUGUUAGACAAAGAAGGGACAUUUAAUGUAAUUUCUCCAGAACUCAGUGACAUAAUAGAUUCUGAUUCAAUCUCAGCCCGUGCAAAUUUAGAACAAAGUUAUAUCAAAUGUCACUUAAAUCCUGUUGGAUUCAAAUUGAGCAAACAAGUAGUCUCCGAGAGUCCUGCCAAAACAUUCCAAAGAAUGAAAGGCAAACUUCACUGUAAUCCGAUAACUGAAAAUCACAAUCUUCAAACAUCGCAAAAAACAACUUUUGGGUUAAAAGAAACUGAACAAUAUUCUGAUGCCUCUAUGAAUGGACACAUCUUAAAAACCACCUUUACAGUCCCCAAUCUGCUGGAUGGAUGCCACAUUUCACACAGGAAGAACCAUGAUUCUGUGAUGCCACAUUCCCCAGCCAAAACUUUCUUACAAAUGAAACAAAAUCUGAACAAUCAAUGCACACCAUUACCUGCACUUAAACCUUCAGGAUGUGAAGUUGGAUUCCCAUAUGGUGACCAAUGUGGAAUAUCAAUUUCAACAAAAGUGUCAAAUAUGCCAAGUACUUAUCAUCCCACAAAAAAUAUAGACUUUCUGCAAAAUAGCAUGAUGAUAUCCAAAGAUGAUCGUGCUUCCAAAAAUGUUGAAAAUUGGAAUUUUCUUUCUCUGAAACUGGAUUCCGAUAAUGGUAAUGAUGGCGAUGAUGAAAGGUCGCAGGACACAGCACAAAACACAGCAAAUUCAGUUUCAAACAGCAUCCUUACCAACUACACAAAAAAAGAAACCCAAGACAUCAUAGAUUUUGGUGCCAUCUCUUUGCAAAAGUUUGCACAGCCUCAUAAAAAUAUGGUGCAAACAAAAUACACAAACUCUGAAGAAGCAAGUAAAGAUAUUGAAGGGUGUAAGGAGCUGUGCACUAUCUUGCUGAGAUCACCAAAGAUCAGUAUACCAAGAAAAGAAGCAGAAGUUGAACUUGCAAAAUCGAGGCCUAACAAUGUUGAUGGUCUUAAAAGCAAAGUGGAAAAAAAGAGGAUUACUCUCACAAAAUGGAUCAUCCAGCAAAUAAAAACCAGCAGUGAAAUUUGUGUUGAAGGAAAAAGAGAUGAAGAUGGAACAUACUGGCAUAGUAAUGUAAUUGCUGAACGAAUAAAUCAGACAGAAGUUAAAUCUAUUACUGGUUCAAUUUAUAUUCUGAAAGGUCCAAUGGAUUACAUUACAAUGAAGAACCAAGGAUUCCCUGGCACUUUCUUAAAACACUUCUUUCAUGGUUUUCCAUUGGAUUGGAAGGAUCGUAUUGAACAACUCCUUGAAAUUAAGAGGGAAAAGUCUAAUGAUCCAGACAUAAUAAAGGAUAAAGGUGCCAGAAUUCAAAAUUUGUCUUCAAUAAAAUUGCUGAAAUCACAAGAUAUAAUCUCGACAUUUGAGAUGGAUGAGACUCCAAAUACCAGGCAAAAGCUGGCUAAAAUAAGGAUGUCAAAGGAAGAGCACAAAAAGUCAAAGUAUGAGAAUGAUUUUAAAAUGUCCAUGGAAACAUCAAUACAAAGGGGCCUGUUGACCAGCCGUAGUGGCCGUUGCAUUAAAGCACCAAUGGAGUAUUGGCGGGGGCAGAGAUUAGUUACCGACAAUAGCUUGAAUGUUACUGUCAUUGAGGGUGGAACUGAUUAUUUGACUUCCUCUGUUCAGAAUACUACAAAAAUGAAUAGCAGAAAUGAAAGUCUCUUGACCUCAAAUCAACAACAAAAACCAAAAAUUCCUGUCGAAGGACCAAUUGGAAGGGAAAAUAAAAAUCAUGUUUUGAGGAUGGAAAGAGAUGCCAAAGGGACGAAAAGUGCAAAUGAGAAGUCAAAAAAACAGCCAGUGAAAUAUAGCCUAAGAAAACAGUCACAGAAGUAUUUGACAAGACAGGCCACCUUAAAAACAGAUGGAAGUACUUCGAAUACUGAAAUAAAAAAAAGCAAAAAGCAUAGUCACUUAAGCCCAAUUGUUGUUUUGACCCCAAUUCGCGAUCCUUAUGCAUUAAGGAACAAAACAAAAUCAGGUGGGGUUUUACACAAUGUUCAGAAAAAGGCCCAGAAAGGAAAUAACUUGGUCAUUGUAAAUACAGCUAAUUCGCCUGAAAUAGUGAAUACAAGUGAGAGUGACAUUUUUGAAAUCAAAUCUAACCAUAGGUCCAUGAAAACAAAACUUCAAGAUACUUACAAAUUUAGAAAUGGAACAGUAAAAUCAAGAAUAUCAUUAAAGGACAUCCAAAACAGCAAGAGUAAAAGAAGAAAUGUAUCUCCAGUUAAAAUGACCAAUUCAUCUAAAAUGGAGGAUAUAAGUGAAAAAUUUGUUUUUGGAAGUCAAACUAAAGGUGGAUACAAACAAGUAAGUCAAACAAAAUCAAUCAAAAAAACUGUCUCAUUGAGUCCAACAGAAGAUGAGACGUUUGAGUCUAAUGAAGGUACCAACAUUAGCAUUAAAAGAAAAUUGAGAAAAAUAAAUCUCAAACAGUCUGUCAAUAAGCAAAACCUAGAACAAGUAAAUAAUCAAAUUAUAUCAACUACGGAAAGUAUUAGUGUCACAGAGUCUUGGUCUGAAGAAUCGUUGGUUCAAGUAGAUACAGCAGAACUAAAUGAUGACAACUUUGGAAGCGAUGUGUCAAAGUGUCAUCAACAAUCUUCAAAAAGAAAACAUAAAAAUCAGUUAAAUAGAAUCCUAUCAUCCAUUGCAAAUGUUUCACAGACUGAAACAAAUGAGGUAGAAGUUAUUGCAAAAAGAAAACCAAAGCAUUCAGCAAGAUCUUCCAAAAAGACAGUACAUAAAAACGCGUCAGCAGCAGAUACAGGCUCAGAAAUGUAUACCGUGUCUGGUCAGAAAGUACAACAAAGAAUAUGUACAUCCCUGCAUCCCAUUGAUGAUACUGAGGCAGAACUCUGGACUAAGAAAGAACUCCACUGUCUGCACAAAGCUGUUGCAGCAUUGCCAAAACAUAAACAUGGUUUCUGGGAAGAUGUUGCAGCAUCUGUUGGUACACGUUCUGCUGAGGAGUGCCAACAAAAAUACCUAUCUGAACAACAGUCUAACUUGUGCAAAAAAUCUGAAGUGAAGCAGAAGAAGAAAAAAUAUUCCAGUAAUAAAAACAAGCAAGAGGAAUCCAGGAAAAUUAUUGCACGGACUGGAACACUGAAAAGAAAGCAGCAAGUAAGAUCCUUCCUGGAACAUAUGCCAAAGGAUGAUCAUGAAGACCUUUUCAAUGAUACAGAAUUACAGCAUAAAAGAAUAAAGCUUCCAAGCUUUUCGGGCAGCCAAGAAGAUAGUGGUGAUUUUUUCAAACUUCAGACAAAUCCAACUACUCCAUCUUCACUCAUCUUUCCUACAGCAAAAACGCCACAGUGGAAUCACAUCAGUCCUCGAAUGUUAGCUCCCACUGAUGGUGCAAGUAAUGACAAAUAUGUCUUUCAAUUACAAAAAAAAUCCAAGAUGAAGAAUUGGUCCAAAGUCAAGAAGAAAUCGAAACAAACAUUUUUAAUGACACCGUACAGAUUUAAAUCAUCACAUUUAACAGAAGGCCCACAGAAGUCCAAAAUAACUCAGCUAUUCCAGGAUAGAAAAAACCUUCAAUCAGACGAUGACAAAGAGGAUGAAGAUUAUUACUUUUCAAACUCUGAAUAGAUUUUAAUUUGUAAUAAAGUUAAAAUACCUGAAUUCAGAGUACCUAGUUUGUUGAUAAGGACUCUGAAAUGUAGUUAUAUAUGGAUACUGGAAUUUGAUUUGUUGUUGCUCUUGUUGAUGGUUUUUAAAUAGUGAAAAUGUAUAUAAAAUGUAUGAAAAUUCAAUCAGCAAAUUUUAAUUGUUUUGUAUCAAGUUUAAGCUAUAAACGAAGUAUGAUAUCAUCGCCAACAUAACAGUUGUUCCUAAGCUUGUACUUAGUUUCUGAUUUAUCUAUCUUGAUUGCUUUUAAUUUGUUUGCUUCAAUGUUCCAUUAAUGUGCUAACCAUUGGGAUUCCUCUAGUUUAAUUAGAAUUUGUGGCCUGACUCUUGUAAUAUAUUAUGUGAUGAACUGUUACUGCAGCGUUGGGGCUUAACUUGUUAUAUUUACAGAGGAGGUGUUUGCUUUGGGCAAGAUUAAUAACACGAUUCUACACCUACAGCCUUUGUAAUCUGUUAAUAUUUCUUGAGUGUGAAUAGGAGAAUAUUCCAGGUCCUGUACUCCUGGUGGUUCUCCAGUGACUUAAUAUGAGUGUGCUGAAAAUAUGUAGCAUGUAGUUGAUAGUGGAGUAUCACAUAGCACUCUGCCCCCGUGGAAUACAUAUUCUGAUGGUGUAUGCUGUUCCAUUCACUCAGGCAAUCGUUAUUGAUUUUUUUUUAGUUAAGAACAAAGAAACAUACUAUAGGAACAGGCUUCAGUAUUUCUCCCACAAUAAAGAAAUGCAGAUAGUUGAAUGGAGGGACAUAUCUUCUCAAAGUUUUGUUUUUGUUUCAUUCAUCAUGCAAAACAAACCUAAGGUUAGUUAUUUUAAAUUGUUUUCAUUUUUUUUAUUCAUGACUUGAUACUCAUAGAUUUAAUGGAGGAAGCUAAUUGAGAGGGAGGUUACUCAUGAAAAUAUAACCCUUGUUUUUUUUCUUCAAAUUAAGUUGAAACAAAUGGUUAUUAAUUUACUGUUUGGCUUCUUUUUAAAAAAAACUUAAGGAAAUUGCAUUACACAAAACAUGUGUGCCGCACCCACAAUAGAUUAUCCUAGUUGUAUGUCUUCACUGUGUACAAUAUUGAGAGAAACACUUAUCCUUCCAUUUACUGAAUGUUACUGUCACUGGAAGGCUCCAAGCAGAUACUAAGCAACAAUUUGCAAUUACAAUAAUUGCUCUAAAGCAUGUUGAGCCUCUCUCUGUUAGAAAUACUAUAUAGCAUAACUGCACAUGGAAAAUGCAAAUAGAUAACAAAUCUUGAACAAAUUAUACUAUUAAGACUAACAACAUAAGGAUAUUCUGGUCAUGGUCCUGAUGUCAAUUCACAUUAAACCAGUUAAAAUUGGUCUUAAGGCCUAUUAUUUUAAUGUUUACUAUUCCACGGAAGCCCAAAAUUUAGCCAACAUAUUUACAGUAUAAAUAGUCUUUAAGUUUGCACAGCAAUAGCAAAUGCACAUCACUUUAACUAUUGUACAUAAAUUUCUUACAUAUAAGGCACCCUGAAUUCAGCAAAACUAAGCCUCCUACAUCGAUAAUCCUUGUAGAAUCUUUGGGCAAAUCACUAACUUUGACAGUAAAAACUUGUUAGGAGUUAUAGAAGGGAGUUGAAUGGACAUCUGUUUAUUGGGAUGGAAGAUCAUCGAAAGGGAAGUACUACGUCAAUUUUCCCCUCAGGUAAAAGGGGUAAAAACUAAAUAGUUUUUAAUGUAGGGAUCAACAGAGGGAACCAGUUAUGAUUAAUGAAUCCAUCUUGGGCUCUGCAUGAUUCAGAAUCAGGAAUAAAAAUACUUUAUUUUUACUUGUUUCUGAGUUGUAUAGAUUUCAGAAGGAGGCAAUGGCUGCCCUGAAUUACAAAUGAUGGACUAGGAACCUUUGCUUAAAUAUAUCAGGUAAGGUACCUGGUUGUAGGUUUUCUUCUGCAAGCUGUUUUUAAAUAUUUUUAUAUUUGCCAAUUAUUUCCAGAAUUGACGUAUAGAGAAAAUUGGUCUAAGCAAAUAUACACCCUUACCCUAUCAAACAAAAUGUGAAAUCAGCAUUUCAUUCACUUAGUGACUGAAGAGGAAAAUACUUUGACCUAAAAGUUGUUCUAUAACAAAAAUGGUAGUUUGACUCUGUCUUUUAAUUUUGACAUAGAAAUAAAAACUACUUUUGGGUACUCAUCUUUGUCAGCUCAUCCUAAAAAUCUUGGUUUAUCUUUGAAUGAGAUUCUUGAAUUUGAGGAAAGGAACAAUUACAGUCCAGGAGCCUAUUUAUAAAGUGAACUUCCUUUAAAGAGUACAUAGGAAUCCUACUAGCUUUUCAGUCUCUCGUAAGUACCAUGCUUGUAAGUAGUUUCUCUGUAUCUUUGUGUAUUUCUGCAAAUAAAUGUAGAAUAAGAA
Pristis pectinata (smalltooth sawfish) is the source of this 6714-nucleotide messenger RNA. It is a transcript of the gene mis18bp1, whose product is annotated as MIS18 binding protein 1. The transcript has 19 exons. The record is from RefSeq and is a predicted model, not a curated record. Bases 449 to 4321 code for a protein of 1290 amino acids. NCBI's taxonomy places the organism in Eukaryota, Metazoa, Chordata, Chondrichthyes, Rhinopristiformes, Pristidae.